AUGAUGGAAUACGCAAAGACCAGCAUGAGCAACAUGGACACGGCCGACAGCAACUGCAACAGUAGACUCUUCCAAAAUGAAUCGAACUAUGACAAAACAAGAUUGAUCAUAAAAAAUGUCCCAAAAUAUAUGAACGAAAUGGAUUUAAAAAAACACUUCUUCAAAAUGAAGGGGAAUUAUGAAUUUAAAAUAACAGAUAUAAAAAUUAUGAAGAGAAAAAAACUUAUCAAGAAUAAAGAAUUCUUUGAGUCCAGGAAAAUUUGUUUCAUAGGUUUUAUUAACAACACAGAUUGUGAAAAUUUUAAAAAAUCUUUUAAUAACACCUACAUUAAUACUAGCAAAAUUGUCAUUGAGGAUGCCUUUUCUCCACUUAUUUCCAAAAAUGCACAGCAGAGCAGAAACGCCUCUUCGUACGCCCUUAAGCGUAUAGGAGAGAUGCAAAAAAUGAAGAAAGACAAGUCUGUGAAAAUUGUGAAAAAUGAAAAUUUUGUCAAUAAAACGAUCCCCAUUAAGAAAACCAAAGCGGGAAUGAGCACCACCAGGAGCCACAUGAUAUUUUUAGAUGAUCAACCGGUUCAGGGGGAGGAGGAAGACCAGGAAGGCAAGAAGAAAAAGAAGAAGAAAAAGAAGAAGGAUAAGAAAAAGACUAAAAUGGAAGGGGAUAACCCCAGCGAACAGUUGGAGCCAGCGGAGAAGACACGCACAAAUGGUGCUAAGAGGGACAUUGAUGAGGAAGGCAAAAUGGAUGAUGCAACCCAUGCUGAUACAGCCGAUGGAGCGCAAAGUGGCACAGAAAAGGAAGAGGCAGAGGAGGAAGAAGCCCUAGAUUGGCUGAAAAAAAUCUCCAAAAGGGAGGAAAGUGACAAAAAUGCCUGCAGUGAUAAAAAUGUCCGUACCGACAAAAAUGACCAGAACGAUCAAGGUGCCCAAAAGAUCCGCCUAUUCGAGGACGAAGUGAGCACAGCGACUAAUCAAUCGAGCGACGAAAAGGAAGGGAAAAAAAAAACGGACAAUGGCGUGGACGAAGAGGAGGAUUGUGAAAAUAUGAACACCGGGAAAAUUAUCAUUUUUAACAUGCCCCCUGUAAGCGAACAGGACGUAAAAAAUCUGUGCGAACGGUUUGGCCCCGUCGUCGAUGUGAAGGUCUUUAAGAACGUAAAAAAAGGAGCAGUAGUCCUAAAUUUAAAUGAGAAAAAAAACAACAAAUCGAGUGACGACUUUUUUAUAAAACUGUUGAAGGAAAACCAUGACUCCUUUGCAAACGGGAAGGAAAAAAAAAAAAAAAAAAAAAAGUUGGAUGAAGCUGACAGCGGUGUGUUGAAAAGGGAUGACAGGGAGGUGGGCGAUGGGGAGGCCGAAGAUUGGAAAAAUGAUAAUGUUAGCAAAAAUGAGUCUAUCCUCAACAGUGAUCUUACAAAUGUAAAGGUGUACGCCUUCGUCAAUUUUAUGUUCCCCAGCGCCUGCGAGCGCGCCAAGCAUUUUUUAAACCACUCCAUUUUUAGGGGCAAAGUGUUAAGCGUUAAAUAUGCUAAGGAAAAAAUUGGAGACUACGAAUAUACAGAGAAAGAAAAGAAUAAUGUGUUCAUUAAAUUAUCUCAUGAUUCAAAAACAUCGUAUAAGAAAAUAUUGGAAAUUCAAAAAAAGAGAAAUUGCCAAAAUGAAAAUAUCUGGAAUAUUCUCUACACGGAUAUCAACUCGAGCAUUCACAAUUUCUGCAAGGAAAAUAAAUGCAGCCCCCAUUCUAUACUAAAUAUAAAGGACAGGAAUAUUGCCGUUAAUGUUUCGCUCACGGAGACGUACAUAAUUAACAAAAUGAAGGAGUGGAUAAAGAAGGAGGGGAUUUACUUGGAGGCUUUCGAGCAGAUAUAUAGGAAGAAGGACGAGGGGGGAGAACCCAGUGGGGAAACCGACCAAAAGGGUGACAAAAAGGGUGACGAAAAAGUGGAUGGAGAUAACCCCCCCGGGGAGGAUCUUAACCACAUGAACCACGUCGUCAAGUACAAACGAAGUGAUGACACUAUUAUAGUAAAAAAUUUGUCCAUUCAAACAAACCAAAAGGAAGUAAUAAGCCUUUUUAAGAAGUAUGGUGUUUUGAGCAAAGUUAGUUUUUCCCCCUAUAAUAAUAUAGCUAUAUUGCAGUUCGAGAAAGCGGAAAACGCCAAGAAGGCCUUCAUAUCGAACUCGUACAUACGGUAUAAGAAGCUGCCCCUCUAUUUGGAGUGGGCCCCCAUGAACCUGUUCGAGAGAAAGGGAGACCAGGAUGGAGACGGAAGCAAUACCAAGGGGGAAACGAAUAGUGAAGAGAUACCCACCAAAGAAGCAGUCAAAAAAUCUGAACAGGCAGCAGCCCCGAAGGAGGAACAACACUAUAUCGAAAGCGAGUCCAGUGAUGAAGAAAUUACACACGCCAGCAUCUACGUCAAGAACCUUAACUUCAAUACCAAGGAAGAAGACCUAAAAAAGUUGUUCGAAAAAUUGGAAGGAUUUAUAACGUGCAAUAUUGUGAAAAGUAAGAAGGCCAUAUCGAAGAAGAAUGACGAAAAAGGAAAAGCGCCAGAACAGAAACUGAUGUCUCAGGGAUACGGUUUUGCCGAAUUUAAAAGCAAAGAGUUAGCUCUUGAGGCCAUCAAAAAAUUGACAGCAACAACUCUGGAUGGCCACAUACUGGAGCUGAGUCUUUCUCGUAACAGAGUUAAAAAAAAAAAAAAUAAAAAUAAUGAAGAAAAAGAGGUAGUUAAGGAAAAAAAAAAAAUUACCAAAAAGUUGCUAGUAAAAAAUUUAGCCUUUCAAGUGACGAAAGAAGAAUUAAGAAAAUUAUUUUCUGCAUUUGGAAAUAUCAAAAGUGUCAGAAUACCCAAAAAUGCAUAUAACAGAAGUAGAGGAUAUGCAUUUGUUGAGUUUAUGUCAAAAAAUGAGUGCCUUACGGCGAUUGAGUCAUUGCAACAUACCCAUUUGUAUGGAAGACAUCUUAUCAUCGAUUUUGCCGAUGAUUUUAUUUUUGAUAAAAAUGUAAACGAAUUUGAUAAACUGAAAGAGGAGAAUGGGGUUAACAACAAUCAUGGGGGUAAGAAGGAAAAGUGCAUCACGUCAGAACAAGCCAAGAGAAAAGCUACCUAUGAGAAGGAGAAAAAAAAAAAAGUAACUGAAUCGAAAAAAAGGAAACUCAUGAAUAAUAUGGAGAAUAUUUGA
Messenger RNA from Plasmodium coatneyi, 3189 nucleotides. RefSeq names its product RNA binding protein. Gene Ontology annotation, cellular component: cytoplasm; nucleus. Bases 1 to 3189 code for a protein of 1062 amino acids. NCBI's taxonomy places the organism in Eukaryota, Apicomplexa, Aconoidasida, Haemosporida, Plasmodiidae. The transcript has a single exon. Gene Ontology annotation, molecular function: mRNA binding. The record is from RefSeq and is a predicted model, not a curated record.